UAGCGCGCGGGUGACUCUAGAGGAAUUUCUCGUUCUGCCGCGCGCGUCGUCUAUUCCGCGCGAAUAAUCAGAGGUAAAGAUUAAUUCGUUACGCACACACUACCGUGUAUAUCGUGUAGUCUAUAUAAAUGGUGCGAAGAAUCACAACAGUAGCCGAUUACCAACGAUCUUACCGUGCGUUGUCGUUGCGCGUGGGACGCUCCAAAGUGAAAGAAAGAGAAAGAGGAACAACAGCGUGACAAUGUUGAAUCAGGCGGUGGUUGAGGCACUCUAUUCGGCGACGUACAUCGAGAACUACCUGGACUGUGUGGAAAAUCUGCCGAACGAUCUGCAGAGACAUGUUUCUCGUCUACGCGAGCUGGAUGCCACUUGUCAAACAUAUCUACGUGAAGUAGAUCAGCAUCAAGAAACAUUGAGGAUUGAUACGGAUCCUGUAGUUAAAAGGAGAGCACUGUUAAGAGUACAGCAAGCCUUAAUUGCAGCACAGGAAAUAGGAGAUGAAAAGUUACAGAUUGUUCAACAAGUACAGGAUCUUAUAGAAAACAAAUCUAGACAGCUAGAUUUAGAUUACCGAAAUCUAGAUUUUGGAAAGGAACAGGAAAGUUCUGAAUCAAUCCGUGAAUCAAAUUUGAAUAGUAAUUCGAAUAAUGCAAGUCAUGCGAACAGUGCAGAACGUCAACCAAAACGUGCGAGAAGAACGAGAACUGAAGCUUUGAUAGAAUCGACACAUUCCAUGGACAUGAUAGUUGGAAUGGCAGAAACGAGAUCUUCGGCGUUAUCAAAUACGAGUAAUGGAAAUCAGAAGAAGACGACAGCUGCUACUACCGGUAAAAAGAAGAAGCGAAAAUCUCGGCAAGGCAAUCAACAAAAUCAACAUCGUGAGGAUACACCGCCACCACCAGAAGAUGAUCUUGCUAUUGAUCCUGAUGAACCGACUUAUUGUCUGUGUGAUCAGAUAUCUUAUGGCGAAAUGAUUCUCUGUGACAACGAUUUGUGUCCCAUAGAAUGGUUCCAUUUUUCUUGCGUUUCUCUAUCGACAAAACCCAAAGGCAAAUGGUUCUGUCCCAAGUGUCGUGGUGAUCGACCUAAUGUCAUGAAACCUAAGGCACAAUUUCUCAAAGAAUUGGAAAGAUAUAAUAAAGAAAAAGAAGAGAAAUCAUAGCAAGAGCACGGCAGCGAAAAACUUAAAAAUCUCGGAAAACUUAAUUGGACUUAAUCGAGAUUUUUGUAGAACAGAUUUUAAUUUUCAACAUGGAACUUGAGAUCAUAUCUACGAAAAUCUUAAAUUAUAUUUUUCCACUUUUUUUUCUGAAAUUGUAACUUCUUCUUUUCUUGUAGGAUUUUAUUUAGAGAGCGAUAUUUCUUUGCAUAUAAAUUGUAAAAACUAAAUGUAUAUGUGAUAUUUACAAUUGUACAUAUAAUUGCUAUCAAUAUUAAAUGAAUCACAUUUACAUCCAAAUGCAU
Molecule: messenger RNA, 1464 nt
Organism: Pogonomyrmex barbatus (red harvester ant)
Lineage: Eukaryota; Metazoa; Arthropoda; Insecta; Hymenoptera; Formicidae
Product: inhibitor of growth protein 1
Biological process (GO): positive regulation of DNA-templated transcription
Cellular component (GO): nucleus
Source: RefSeq, a predicted model, not a curated record